This is a messenger RNA of Botrytis sinoallii, 1401 nucleotides long. RefSeq lists its product as uncharacterized. Gene Ontology annotation, molecular function: heme binding; iron ion binding; oxidoreductase activity, acting on paired donors, with incorporation or reduction of molecular oxygen, reduced flavin or flavoprotein as one donor, and incorporation of one atom of oxygen. NCBI's taxonomy places the organism in Eukaryota, Fungi, Ascomycota, Leotiomycetes, Helotiales, Sclerotiniaceae. The transcript is spliced from 3 exons. The coding region runs from base 1 to 1401 and encodes 466 amino acids. The record is from RefSeq and is a predicted model, not a curated record.
AUGGAGUUCAACCAAGGUACUUCUUUAUGCAUUGUAGUUGCUAUCAUCGUUCUUCAUUUCUUCAGCAAGCUGGUUCAGGGCAGAAGACAGGAACGAAUUCGACAGAAGCAUAACUGUUCCAGACCACGUCAUUACUCACACAAAGAUCCUGUUUGGGGCAUCGAUUUGUUCGUGGGUGUAGUGAAGAGUAUCUCGAAUGGAAACAACUUUGCUUUUUUCCAAUCCUUGUUUGAUAAGCAUGGCAAGACCUUCGAAGCCAAUAGUUGGGGCCAGAAGGCCAUCUACAAAAUGGAUGCAGAAAACAUACAUACCAUCCUUGUUACGUCGCAGAAGAAAUUCAUAGUAGAGCCUUCUAGGCUGUAUGCUACAGAAUGCUUCUUAGGACGAGGAAUCUUUAAUACAGAUGGUUCAUCAUGGAAGCAAGCUCACCUUGCCUCGAAAUCGAUCUUUGCAAGGGCACAAAUAUCGAAUCUAGACGUCCUAGCAGAGCGUAUGGAUAUCCUAAUUGCUAUGAUACCGCAUGAUGGUACUACUGUGGACUUAUUGCCCUUGUUGAAACGACUUUUUCUUGAUACCUCCACGGAAUUGAUCUUUGGUAAUUCGAUCAAUAUCUUAGAACCGGGAAAAGGUAGAUUUGACACCGAGAGGUUUCUCGCAGCUUUUGACACAAUCUUGCAAGGCAUCGGCUUGCGGGUCGCUUUGGGAAAGUUUGCUUUUCUGCAAAGCUUAGACAGGUCUUGGAAGAAGGCUCGUGACGAGAUUUACACAUUUGUCGACCAGCAAAUCGACAGAGCGAUAGAGAAAGCGAAAGAUCCUUCCAGUCCUACCAAUUCCCCAAGUUCAAACAGACGACUUGCUCUCUUAGAUGAGCUAUUGAAAACGACAAAAGACCGUGUUUCACCCCGUUCUCAUUUGCUCAAUAUCUUUCUUCCAGCACGAGAUAAAACUGCCAUUGCUGUUGGAAACGUCUUCUUCCACUUGGCAAGGCAUCCUGAAGUGUGGAAUCGGCUUCAAAAUGAGGUGUCGAACUAUGACGGACCUCUAACCUACGAGUCGUUAAAGCAGAUGAGAUAUGCAAAGGCUAUUGUGAAUGAAAGUCUACGUAUACUUGCACCUUCUGGAAGAAGUAUACGAUCAUGUGGCGAAGAUUGCAUCUUACCUACUGGAGGAGGACUAGAUGGAAAAGAUCCAGUAUUAGUUGUUCGUGGAACCGAAGUCAAUUACAUAUUUAGAUCUAUGCAUUUGGAUAAGGAUCUAUGGGGCGCGGAUGCUGAUAAAUUUAGGCCAGAGAGAUGGGAGAAGCUUGGAACCGCGCAACUUCGGGCGUAUAUUCCGUUCUCUAAGGGAGAUCGAGUUUGUCCUGCACAGAAAUGGUGCUCAAUGAAUGUGUUUAUAUUUUAG